CAAAGGUUAUGUUUUUAUCUCGCGCCAUGUUUUUGCCCGAAGCGGCAGACCACAGGAUGGGAGGAUGAGUCGACGCUUUUCUUUGUUGUAUUCCGUCUAUCUCUGUCGGAUUUGUCCGACCAACGCUUGUCUAAAAAACCUUCCGUUUGUCAAGAUUAUGCAGGGAUAGUCUUUGGAGCCAACCGUGGCUUUGUAAAGCUCUAGCUUACUGCAGAAGUUGACCAGGGAUGGAUACACUUGUGGGCAGUGUCAGCCCUCUGAAAUGUGGUUCCACAACUCUAGAUGGGAGCACUGCAUAUCUUCUGAAACAGAGGGAGUUUGGAUUGUGCACAAAUUCUGGUCCAUUUUCAAGUGGUCAGAGAAUCUCCAUUGGAGCUAGCUUCAUUCCUAAUCGAAUGAGAACAGUGGCAGCAUAUGGUGAGAAGGCUUUUUGUGGGACAUUCUCAAAGGAUGGAUCAGUUUUCCUGAGUUCAUCUCAGGAUGACAAGAUCCGGCUGUACAACACGUCACAUGGCAGCUUCACAGAGAAGAGAUGCAUCACAGCACGAGACGUGGGCUGGAGUGUGCUGGACACAGCCUUCAGUCCUGAUGGUUCCUGUGUUAUAUACUCCAGUUGGUCAGACUUCAUUCAUCUUGUUGAUAUAUCCUCAAAGAAUGUGGAGUCCCAUAUGGCCUUGGACCUCAGCCCCAUUGAACGAGACUUUGCAAUCUUUUCUGUGGCCUUUUCUCAGGAUGGCAAGGAAAUUCUUGGAGGUGCCAGUGACUGCUACAUGUACGUUUUCAACCGAGAAAGAAACCAAAGAACACUGAUGAUGGAUGCCCACGAAGAUGACAUCAACAGUGUGAAGUUUGCAGACGAGUCUUCCCACAUCCUGUACUCGGCAGGGGAUGACGGUGUGUGUAAGGUCUGGGACAGGAGGAUUCUGGAUGAGGAAGACCCACAACCUGUCGGCAUCUUCGCUGGCCACAGUGAUGGCAUCACUUAUAUCGACUCCAAGGGAGAUGGUCGCUACCUCAUCACAAACUCUAAAGACCAAACCAUUAAACUCUGGGACGUCAGAAAGUUCUCAUCUUCUGAGGGGUUAGAGGCCACGAGACAAGCCAUUACAAACUACAGGUGGGACUACAGGUGGAUGGCGGUGCCCAAAAUAGUGCGUAACAGCAGGAGAAAGCUGAAGGGUGACACAUCUGUGAUGACGUAUCGGGGCCAUAAUGUCACCAAAACCCUCAUCAGGUGUAGGUUUUCACCUGUACACACAACUGGGCAGAGGUAUAUCUACACUGGAUGUGGCACUGGUGCUGUCAUAAUCUAUGACCUUCUCUCAGGAAACAUGGUUGCCAAGCUGAUUGGUCACAAAGCCUGUGUUCGGGACGUGUCAUGGCACCCAACUGAUGUACGGAUUGUCAGCAGCUCUUGGGAUGGACAUGUCAGCCAGUGGGAUUACCAGGGCACAGAUAACCCUCAGGAUUCUGACUCAGACUCAGAGUACGGGAUGGAGCAGAGCGGCGGCCGACUUGUCAUCAUUAACAUCAACGGUGUGCGCAGGCGGAGUAAGAGGUUAAGACAACAGGACCAAGAAAGGCACAAGAGACCUCGACCUGAGGAGACAUAGAGGGCCUGCAUGGGGGGUCCCGACAACGAUCUACGCUAAAUUUUGAGAGCUUGUAACGUAUUACACUGAAUUGAAGAAGCCCCCCCAUUAUGUUUUACGAUAAAUUCCGGGUAGCUACAAUGCAUUACGUAGAAUUAAAACGGCAAAACACGCUCUAAAAUGCGCCAAUUAAGCUCUAUGUUGAAUUAGACUGGUCCGACUAUGGUCUACGUAGAAUUAAAACGGCCGAUUACACUCUACGGAAAAGGGCAUGCAGGCCCCCAUAGAGUCACCAUUAAUGUCCCUUCAAAUGUUCAGACUGUAGCAAACUGUUCAUUGUUUUCAGUGUUUGCAUGUUGAAAUUUGAAAAGGAAAAUUUUACUGAUCAUUGCCAUACCUGAUGAAAUUCUAAGCACUUCACAGGUGCCUUUCUGCACUAAUUUGGACUGGUGCACUGGAGUGUGCAUGACCUAAUGUAUAAGACUUGAAGAUAUAUAGGGUUGUGGUAGCAGUUUUGUUUGUACAGUAAUGCAAAUAUCCAAUUUUUAAAAUAGAAAUGGGCUAUUUAAGGAUAAUGUUGAUUAUGAUUUGUUUUCUUCACCAAGUUUAUUCAACUACAUGUAACAAGUUUUUAUAUGUAUUUUAAGUCCUUCAUUUCCCUAAAUCAUGAAAGAUGGUGAUGGAAUUUCUGCACUGUUUUGAUCUAUCUUUCAGCACAGAAUGUUUUCAACAAUAUUGGAAUCCUGGUAUUUUACAGGAAAUACUGAGUUAUGUUUAUUAUAUUUGCUAGACCUGUAUAUAACUUUCUCCCUUUAAUACCCCAGGCUUCCAGAGGGAUUGUGUCAAUGGAAAAUUAAAUGAUGUGUGA
Messenger RNA from Branchiostoma belcheri (Belcher's lancelet), 2460 nucleotides. Its product is annotated as DDB1- and CUL4-associated factor 11-like. Gene Ontology annotation, biological process: proteasome-mediated ubiquitin-dependent protein catabolic process. Lineage: Eukaryota; Metazoa; Chordata; Leptocardii; Amphioxiformes; Branchiostomatidae. The record is from RefSeq and is a predicted model, not a curated record. The coding region runs from base 228 to 1613 and encodes 461 amino acids. Gene Ontology annotation, molecular function: protein binding. Gene Ontology annotation, cellular component: Cul4-RING E3 ubiquitin ligase complex. The transcript is spliced from 17 exons.